This is a messenger RNA of Hibiscus syriacus, 516 nucleotides long. Its product is annotated as SH3 domain-containing protein 2-like. The transcript is spliced from 3 exons. Bases 1 to 516 code for a protein of 171 amino acids. The record is from RefSeq and is a predicted model, not a curated record. Lineage: Eukaryota; Viridiplantae; Streptophyta; Magnoliopsida; Malvales; Malvaceae.
AUGGUAAUGGGAGCUCCUUCGGAAGAUACGCGACAUCUUGCUCAACGUUAUGACAGAAUGCGACGAGAAGCGGAAGCACAGGCAAUCGAAGUUUCGAAACGCCAAGCAAGAGUGAGGGAAACGCUUGGAAAUCCCGAGAACGUCAUGAAAUUGAAAUCUGCAGAAACAAAACUGCAAGAUCUAAAGUCAAACAUGGCAAUAUUGGGGAAAGAAGCUACUGUGGCAAUGACCACUGUUGAAGCUCAACAACAGAGGUUAACACUUCAGAGACUUAUUGCUAUGGUUGAAGCCUCUGUAAGCGAAGGUAUUAAUCCGAAACCAGUUUUGCAAAACCAAGGAGCCAACCAUGACGCCGAGCAGGAGAGCCACUGUGGAAAACUCCAUGUUAGAGCUGUUGCAACCCUCGAGCCAAAGUGCUUGAUUCCAAAACAAGAUGGACUCAACAAUAAGUUACAGCUCUUUGGAGAUUCAAGCCCUUCAUCGACUCAGCCCGAACCUUUAGAGAUCGGAGACUAG